AUGGUGAAAAUUUUCGUCAAGACGGGGAAGCCGUGGGCGAGCGGGAGUUCUUCUGUGGUUCGCGUCGUGUUGUGCGCGAACGAUGUGGACGCCGUGGCGAGGAAGAUUGCGAAGACGCUCGGGCCGGCGGCGUUGAAUCGGCGCGGCGAGUUUAAGGCGACUGGAGUAACCGAGUUCGCCGCGGAAGACGCUCGAGCGGCGAGCGCGUCGACAUUCUUGGGCUACCCGACGCCCGCGUCCGUGGCGAUCGAAGUGAGUGGGUGCGACCGUCGUGCGGGCGCGUUUACCGUGAAAGCUUUCCAUCUCGCGUUGGAUGAAGGGUGCGGCGUCGUGUACCUCUCUUAG
This is a messenger RNA of Ostreococcus lucimarinus CCE9901, 345 nucleotides long. RefSeq lists its product with no specific name. NCBI's taxonomy places the organism in Eukaryota, Viridiplantae, Chlorophyta, Mamiellophyceae, Mamiellales, Bathycoccaceae. The transcript is spliced from 2 exons. Bases 1 to 345 code for a protein of 114 amino acids. The record is from RefSeq and is a predicted model, not a curated record.